CAACACCAAAUAUUCUCUUCCCUCCUCGACACCCAAGAAUGCUGGGUCUCCUUUCCUUUAGUCUGUUGCUGUCAGUCCUGCAGCCAACGCUGGGCGUUAAAGUAUACCUCAGCCCCCAAAGAAAUACCUUCAGGACCUCAUUGUCGCCCUCUGACGCAAGCUCUGUUCUGUCGCAUCAUUUAGGACUUGAAUUGUUUGAACCAUUCAGAGACUCGGCGGCACCGUUGUAUGAGGAUGAGGUAUUCGUCGGAAAGGGAAAGAAGAAUAUUCUCUUGCUGACCAUGGAAGAAUAUGACGCGGAAGCUAUAUUACCUUCUUCAUUAACUCCUUCAUUCAAGCUGUCGACUCCCUCUUCUGUAUCAAUAUCGUCUCUGUAUUCCGUCAUAUCAACCUAUCUUCAUCGAGCCAGACACGCGUAUGCCUCAGUAUACGAAGCCAGCCCUUCUCUUUCUCAUUUCGAAAAUAUCGAUUCCCUGAAAGCCUUCCUCGAUGAGGCGGAAGAUUCAGAAUUUGCAGCUCUCGACUUCUCAGGGCUGGCAGCUCUACGGAAGACCUACGGUUCUGCCUGUGAAGAAUUCGCAGAGGCUGCGUCAACAAUCCGUGCCUUCCUUGAACGGGGCCUCGAUCGGGACCGCGUACAGCUCGCCAUCCUGACUUAUACUCCACCACCUACUCUUUCAUACUCUAAGCGACAAUCAAGCCCUUUGCAGUCGCAGAUUCCUUUCCCCUCUGAUCAUGCCCCACCCCAGGAACCCAUAGGUUCCGUUUCAACGUGCUUCGCUACCGAAGACGUUUGUAACGAAGAAACCUCCACAUGUUCUGGGAGAGGACAAUGUGUUCAGGCGACUAAAGCUGGAAAGACAUGUUUUGUCUGUGCAUGCGGUGUUACAACAACUGGCGAGGGAAACCAAGUAAAGACCCAGGCCUGGGUCGGUGAGAGCUGUGAAAGGAGGGAUGUCAGUGGACCCUUCGUCUUGCUCGCAGGGACGGUCAUCGUCAUUAUUCUCCUAUGCGUCGGAUCCGUAUCAUUGCUGUUCCACGUUGGGAACCAGGAGUUGCCAAGUACCCUGAUGGGAGGCGCGGUGAACUCUAAGAAGGAUUGAAUGAGGAUACACUGAACAGGCAAUCUUCAUGGAUCACGCGGCAGAGGGGUAAAGGUGACCCGUACCGUGUACGAACAACAUAUAUCCCCUUAUAAUGGCCUUUUCCUAUUGCUGUCUUAUUAAUUAAAUUUCUUCGCUAUCGAUGUAGUCGACGAAAUUUGAAUAUCCGGUAUUCAAAGUUGUAACCUGGAUCCACGCGUUCCGAAACAGCUCUGGGUGCAAAGCCUCAAUUUCAAGCUCUAUCCAGGUUGUUUUUUUUUUAAAAAAAAUAGCAAAAAG
Messenger RNA from Guyanagaster necrorhizus, 1382 nucleotides. RefSeq lists its product as uncharacterized. Gene Ontology annotation, cellular component: endoplasmic reticulum. The transcript is spliced from 3 exons. Bases 39 to 1103 code for a protein of 354 amino acids. Lineage: Eukaryota; Fungi; Basidiomycota; Agaricomycetes; Agaricales; Physalacriaceae. The record is from RefSeq and is a predicted model, not a curated record.